This is a messenger RNA of Candida albicans SC5314, 2616 nucleotides long. RefSeq lists its product as uncharacterized. The record is from RefSeq and is a predicted model, not a curated record. NCBI's taxonomy places the organism in Eukaryota, Fungi, Ascomycota, Pichiomycetes, Serinales, Debaryomycetaceae. The transcript has a single exon. The coding region runs from base 1 to 2616 and encodes 871 amino acids.
AUGUCUCGAGCAUUUGUAGGUAAUUUUACACGACAUGUCAGAACACUCACAAGCCAUCAAUUACCAUUAAGAACAAUUAGACAUCGUUCUUAUCCAUCGGCAGAUGAAGCGGAUAUAGGUAAGAUCAAUGUUGCUCUAAAUCUUUUAUACCCAGGAAUUGGUGAUAAGAAAUAUGAAUCAACAACACUUAAAGUAUUACUGAGAUUUCCCAAACAAGAGACAUUGGAAACAAAUCAAACCAACAAUCAAUCAUAUACUACAUUAUCAGUACGUGGGACUAAAAAACUACGAACAGCAUAUGAGGAAUACCAACAGGCAUUAUUUCAAUUUGGGAAACCACCCGUUCCUGAUAAUUGGAUAAUAGAACAGCAACAAAGGUUGUCUGAUAAUAAAAUCCCAAAAGUGUAUAUACCUGAUUCAACCAAAUUUUUUGAUGACUUUGAUUUUUUAUUCCCCAUAUAUUCCAAUAGUGAAUUAGUAGAUUUAUCCAUGAUUUUUGAAACUAGUGGUUCAGAAAAAACUGAUAUUGAUCCAACAUUUAACGAUUUGAUUGAAUUGGAUAAAUUGAAACUGUUUAUGAAAUUCAACCCUAUGUUGUUAGCUGGAGAUGACCUGUCGUUAAACACAGUUUAUCAAAUGUUGUUCAACCAAUCAUAUGAAGGUAACGAAAUCAGUCAGUAUUUGAACCAACUUAGAAAUUUGGGGGUAUCGUCAUUGGCUUAUCAUCAAUUGUUAUAUGAGUCACCGAUUGAAAAGUUUGCUGGACGGGCAGUAAUUAGAGCUUGUGGAUUCCCUAGAAUUAUUAAACACAAAGAUAGACAGAGGCUAGUUGAAUUAAUGAUGGAUACUAAUAGUUUAAAUGUACUUUUCCAAUAUUUGGGAGUUGUGACGUUAAAAAAUGGAGGUCUUUCAAAGAAAAGUAUAACAAGUCUCCAAAACUAUGCAAAUAGAGAACAGAUUAAUGAAACUGGAACUAAAAAUGACGAAAUAAAAUUCAAUGUAUGUGCUAGCGUACAAAAAGCUGCAUUGGCUAAAAGAGCAAAACAUACAAAAAUAGCUGAUCAAACUUUAAAUUCAAUAAUACGAUCAUAUUCACAAUUAAACCAAAAGAAACCAAUUAAUAUUGAAGAUUUCAAGUUGAAUGAAAGACAGAAAAUCCUAUUAGGCUAUUAUAUACGUAAUGACUAUACAGUAGGUACCAAGUUUGUUGGAAUAAAUCCUGUUUUUGAUAAGGAUACCAAGAUUAAAAUAGUCAAAUUAUUCAACAAUUCAGAUAUAAAAUUGCCGAUAAUUGAAAAUAAAACCAAACCUAUAGAAAGCCCUUAUCAAUUAACAACUCCAGUGAUUAAUAACAAUUUAAUCAAUAGAAUAUUAUUACUGGAUACAGUAUGGAGCAAACUUGGACGAUCUAUUCAAGAUAAUCAAUAUGUUGGCGGUAUGAAAUAUUCUCAUUUUAUCAAUUUGGCAAUUUUAAAACAUUUAUCCAAACAAUUUCGAUCUCAACAAGACAUUUUGAGAGAAAUUUUGACUAGUGAUUCUUUUAAAAUAUAUCUUCAAGAUUAUUUGGAAAUCGAUAAUUUUAAUAAAUUUUUUGGAUGUAUGUCAGAAACUCAGAAAUUACAAUGGACGAAUGAUUUGAUGUUAAAAUUGAUUAAAAUGAUUAAACAACUUGAUCUUGUUUCAUUAGAAAGUUUUUUCCAAGAAUUCAAAUUACAAACACUUAAUUAUUCAUUUGCUAAUACCAAAGUAUCGACCACGAAACUUGAUCAAUAUUUGCAAAAUGUUUCCACCAAAGAAACAGAUAGAGAAUUUGCUCAGGAAUUAGGAUUGAAAUUUCUUAAAUAUUCAUGUGCUAAAGAACAUAUGGAUCGAGAAAUGGAUCAAUUUAUUUUUUUAAAUCAAUUGAUUUCAAAAUCAGUAACUAAAUCUCAAUUAAUAAAAAUUGGGAUAAUCGUUCAAGGGAAUAGUUUAGAAGAAAAUGAGAGAUUUAGUAAGAUUUUGAUAGAUUCAUUUGAUAUUACUGGAAUCACUAAGAGAAUAUCUAAAAAUAUCCCGGAUGAAUUAACAAGAAAGUUCUUACGAAGACUUCCUCGAGCAUCCUUAAAUCCAAAACCGUUGAAAAAUGUUUAUGAAUCUGACAUUGAUCCUAGUAUGAUCACACUACCAAAAAUUAAUUUUUAUCAUUCAUCAAAAAGAUUACAUUUGAUUAAUUAUUAUAUAUUUUUAGGGUUUAUGAAAACAAUCUAUAAUAAGGAUCAUUUUGCAAAAUUGAAAUCAUUAAAUGAAAGGAUUUCCAAAAAUGCUGAAAUAGGAGGUGCAUAUUUUGGUUAUUUAAUGUUAUAUAAAUUGGGGACAUGUAAAUAUAUUGAUAUUUGUACUAGCAAAGUAUUCAAAAGAGAUGUUUGUUUGGUCACAGGACUUGAACAACCAUUUGAAGGUCAAUAUGGUGAGGAAUAUCAUUCAUUAAUGGAAUAUCGAUGCCGUAAUGAAUAUUUAGAACUUGUCACGUUUGCUCAAAUGUUUAAUCAAUAUGUUGGAUUACUUUAUUUUAAUCAUAAGGAGGAAUUACACAUGUAUAUAGAAAAAGUAGUGAUACUGUUAAAGAAGAUUGAAUAG